AUGUUCGGAAUCGACUUUAGCGCGUGGGUGCCGUCGCCGCCUCCGGAGCACGCGUUUUCUGGCACCCCCGCGGUGGUGGUGUCGCUAGUAUGCACGGUGUUCGCCGUGUUUCUCUCCGUACGCCACAUCGUCAUGCACCUCCGUAACUACACCGAGCCCACGUACCAGCGUUACAUCGUCCGGAUCAUCUUCAUGGUCCCCGUACGCGCCUCGGCGACGAUGGAUCCUUAUUUCCCGCCUGACCUCUCUCCCCCUCUCUCCUACCCGUUCCCCCGACCCGGUCUAACCUCGUUCUCCCUCUGCCACUCUCCCCUUCUCUCCGUGACGUCACGGCCUUUAUCCACCUAUCUCCCCACCCUCUGCCUCUUCCCCACGCUCCCUCCCCCUCUACUCUCCCUCCCCUCCCCUCCUCCCCCUCUCCUUUUCAACAGCUACGAGGCGUGGGUGAUUCACAACUUCCUCUCGCUCUGCCUCUCCUGGGUAGGGGGACUAAGCUCUGUGGUGUUCGCUCCCGCCCGUCUCUCUCUCCCCGUUUCCCCCCCGUUUCCCCCAAACAGCUACGAGGCGUGGGUGAUUUACAACUUCCUCUCGCUCUGCCUCUCCUGGGUGGGCGGGCCAGGCGCCGUGGUGACGAGUCUAACAGGGCGGCUGCUGAAACCCUCCUACCUGCUCAUGACCUGCUGCUUCCCGCCCAUCCCCCUUGACGGUCUCACAGGGCGACUGCUCAAGCCGUCGUACCUGCUCAAGCCGUCGUACCUGCUCAAGCCGUCGUACCUGCUCAAGCCGUCGUACCUGCUCAAGCCGUCGUACCUGCUCAAGCCGUCGUACCUGCUCAAGCCGUCGUACCUGCUCAAGCCGUCGUACCUGCUCAAGCCGUCGUACCUGCUCAAGCCGUCGUACCUGCUCAUGAGUGGGCUGUCUGCAGUUCGUCUACUUGAAGCCUCUCGCCUUCCUUGUCAUCUACCCCUCCCCUCUCCCCGCUCUCCCCCCUCUCUCCCCCUCCCCAACCCACCUUUCAAUGACAGCCGCUUCAUCCGGAGGUGCAAGCAGGGCUGUCUGCAGUUCGUGUACUUAAAGCCCAUCCUGGCGGCCACCUGCCUGUGCCUCUACUACUACGGCCUCUACGAGGAUGGCAACUUCGCCCUCUCAGACGGCUACAUCUACAUCACAUGCAUCUACAUGGCAUCUUAUUCUGUGGCGAUUUACGCCCUCAUUCUCUUCUACGUCGCGUGCCGGGAGCUGCUUCGCUCUUUCAACCCCGUGCCCAAGUUCCUGAUGAUCAAGGCUGUGGUGUUCCUGACCUACUGGCAGGUGAGGAUGGGUUCAGUGUGGUUGCUGGUGGUAGAAGCAGGCCGUGGUGUUCCUGACCUACUGGCAGGUGAGAAUGGGUUCAGUGUGGUUGCUGGUGGUAGAAGCAGGUGGCAGUCGGUAGCAGUCAGUGUGCUGCUUCGCUCCUUCAGCCCCGUGCCCAAGUUCCUGAUGAUCAAAGCGGUGGGCGUGUUGGUCUUCAUAGUGGCGCAGAUGGGCUACGUGAGCAGCGCGGAGGGCGCGGAGGACGCGGCCGACCUCCAGAAUGUGCUCAUCUGCGUUGGCGCAGAUGGGCUACGUCAGCAGCGCGGAGGACGCGGCCGUCCUCCAGAACGUGUUAAUAUGUGCGGAGAUGGUGCUGGGCGCGCUGGGCUUCAUUCAUGCACGCCCUCCCCUUCAAGCCCUCCCUUCCUCGCUUCCCUUGCUCCCUAUCCUAAAACUCCCAUCCCUCUCUCCCUCCCCUCUCUCCCCAUCCCACCUCCCCCUUCCCUAUCCCUCUCUCGCUUCUUUCAGGGCGUGCUGGGAGACAACACUGCGACCCAACGCUCACACCUCCUUCCCCUCCCCUCUCUCCCUGUGCCUCCAUUCCCUUCCAUGCUGGUGUUCAUAGUGGCGCAGAUGGGCUACGUCAGCAGUGCAGAGGACGCGGCCGACCUACAGAACGUGCUCAUCUGUGCGGAGAUGGUGCUGGGGGCGCUGGGCUUCAUUCAUGCACGUCCUCCCCUUCAAGCCGGAGUGCUGGUGUUUAUAGUGGCGCAACUAGGAUAUGUACGCAGUGCAGAGGACGCGGCAGACCUGCAGAACGUGCUCAUCUGUGCGGAGAUGGUGCUGGGCGCGCUGGGCUUCAUGCACGCCUUCCCCUUCAAGCCGUUUCUGCAGGCCAAUGUGGCCAUGAAUGGGGAACAGGCGGGGCUGCUGAGGUCGAUUAAACAUGCCAUCAACCUCACAGACGUUGUCAGCGACACUGUUCACCAGGUGAGCUGGUUACCAGGUGGGCUGGUUACCAGGUGGGCUGGUUACCAGUUCGCCCCCACUUACCACGGCUAUGUGCUCUACAGCGAUGGUACAGGGGAGAGGGGGAUAGAGAGAGACGCCUGGUUCGCCCCCACCUACCAUGACUAUGUGCUCUACAGCGACGGCACAGGGGAGACCCACCAUUACCGCACGCGCACCUGGGUUGGUGAUCCGUACAUCAUCCCUACCCUUCUCUUUCUCCCCAUCCCUAUUCCCCUGCAGUUCGCCCCCACCUACCAUGACUAUGUGCUCUACAGAGACGGCACGGGGGAGAGGGGGGGAGGGAGACACACCUGGCUUGGUGAUCCCUGCAUCAUCCCUACCCUUGUCUCCGCCCCUAUUCCCCUGCAGUUCGCCCCCACCUACCAUGACUAUGUGCUCUACAGCGACGGCACGGGGGAGACCCACCACUACCGCACACGCACCUGGGUUGGUGAUUCAUACAUCAUUCCUACCCUUCUCCCCAUCCCCAUUCCCAUGCAGUUCGCCCCCACCUACCAUGACUAUGUGCUCUACAGCGAUGGCACGGGGGAGACCCACCACUACCGCACACGCACCUUCGUGCCCUCAGGUGUGUUUCUGUGUCCUCUCAGGUGUGUUUCUGUGUCCUCGGGUGUGUUUCUGUGUCCUCUGGUGUGUUUCUGUGUCCUCGGGUGUGUUUCUGUGUCCUCAGGGAGGGAGAUGGAGUCGUGUCGGCGCUCGGCCAGUGGCAGCAGCCAGCCGCACCACUUCACAGACCUGGAGGCCCUCUCCACCUCCGACCGCCCUGCUGGGUCCACAGGGAUGGCCUCUCAGGGUGCUGGUGUUGACUCUGCUGAUUCUUUUCUCUCAGAAGCGCAGCUUAUUUCGACAGAGAAUGCUGACGGGAAACUGGGGAGUGGAGGGAAAGACAGUGGGGCUGCUGGGGGGGUGGGGGGCACGGUGGGUGUGGCGUUGUCUGGCGGCGCGUCUUUGGCUGCGAGGAAGCAGAAAGCUGAGGAGAAGCAGCAGAAGACCAAGCCCGCCAAGGAGGAGAAGCAGCAGAAGCGGAAAGCCGAAAAAGACCCCAACGCUCCCAAGAAACCAACAACCCCCUACUUCCUGUUCUUAGAAGAUUUUCGGAAGCAAUACAAGGAGGAACAUCCCGAAUCGAAGGGCGUCACAGAGGUAGAGGCGCAAGGGCAGCAGGGGGGGCGGCCAGUGCCGGAGCUGAAUGACGUGGAGAGCGUGGGGGAGGAGAGGGACCGCUCGUUACUGUCACACGGGAGAGUUGGCGCGACGUUUGGUCAGGGAGGCGGGGAAGGGCAUGGGAUCACGGGGGUGACUCAAACGGGGGGAGGAGCAGGAGGAGGAGAGGCGGGAGCAGGAGGGGGAAGGGGAGGAGGAAGGUCAGGAAGCAAGCACAAGGAGGGACGUGUUCGGGCGUCUGGAGGCGUUGCUGCUGGUGGUGGUGGUGCUGCUGGUGUCCCAGAUGUGACUGUAGAUGGAAGGGACUAUGACGGGGCCUCUGGGGAUGUAGUAACAAGUGAAGGAAGAGGGGAGGAGGAGGAGGGCGAGAGGGGAAGGAAGGACAGGAAGAAUGACCGGAAGGAGAAGAGGAAGAAGAAGAAGGAUAAGGAGGAAAAGGAGAAGGAGAAGGAAGGUAAGGAGAAGGGGAAGGGUAAGGGGAAAGGGAAGGCGAAGGGAAAGGGAAAGGACAAGCAGGGGCAAGAGGAAGGGGAAGACGGGGAAGAUGGAAUUGAGAUGUUGGCACAUGGAAAGUUAGUAGCAGCGAUAGCAUCAGCAGGAGGGGAUGGGGAUAACGCAAGCAUACCCUUGGGCACUGGGGGUAUUGCGGGCACUGGUACUACUGGUGCCGGUGGUGGGGGUGACAGAGGUAGUGCGGAAGGUGGUGGCUUUGGAGGGACGGCUAGGGAUGCACUUACAGGAGACACUGGGGGCGGUGUGGCUGGAAACGUGCAGGGCGCUGGGUGGGGACACGAGGGCAUUGGGGCGGGAGACGAGCAGGGGGCUGGGUGGGGGGGAGACGAGCAGGGUGCUGGUGCUGCAUCGGGAGACGAGUUCUUUUCAGACAAGGACGUGCCGGACGUGUGGUCUGACUUUGAGUCGAAACUCGCUCUGGACGGCCGGAAAGCUGCUGUCCGGAACGUGCUUCCUGGCGACUCCCCUUCCGCCUUAAGCUUUGGUCCGUCAGCCGUUGCUGCUCUACCCAACGGGCUUGGUGACCUGGACGAGCGGGUGAGAAAGGAGCGCGCGCGGGAGGAGCGAGCGCGGGAGGAGGAGCGAGUGCGGGAGCUGCUAGCCGCCCAGGAGAAAGCUUUAAAAGAGGCGCACGCGAGGGAGAUAGAGGGGGUGAAGGCGAGGGUUGAGAGGGAGGUGCAUGAGCGCGUGAUGGCGGAGGUGGCGGAGGUGGAGGCAAGAGUAGAGCAGGAGGUGCAGGAGCGGGAGGCGCUGGAAGAGCAGCAGCGGGUGAGGGCGGAGGAGCAUCAAAGGGAGGUGUGGGAGCUGCAGUGCAGCGCGGAGGAGAUGCGGCAGCAGCAUGAGCAGCUCAUGGCGGAACUGCAGGAGCUGCGGCAGCUGCGGUACGGGGGCGAGGAGGUGGAGAGGCAGCGGAGGGAGGUGGAGAGGGAGCGGGCGGAGGUGGUUCGGCUGCGCAAGGGCAUGGCGGAGAGCGUGUUUCAGAAGCAGCAGUGGGCGCUGGACAUGCAGGAAAUGGAUAAGAUCAAGAAGGAGCUGAACGAGCUGAGGGCGCGAGAGAGGGAGCUGCAGAAGCAGCUGCGGAUAGGCUCGGGCUCUUCCUCAGAGAUCACAGCACUCAAGCAGGUGGUGGCAUCACUUAAAGCCCGCGAGGAGGAGGUGAACGCCAAAGAGGCUCUUGCCCUGGCGAAGCACAAGGAGGUGGAGGCCUUGCGCAAGGUGCAGGAGAAGGUGGAGGUGGAGCUGGUGGAGGCGAGGCGCAUGAACAACGAGCUGCAGCUGCAGAGGAGGAAGAUGAGCGUGCAGCUGGCCGAGGCCCAGGCACACAUGGAUAGGCUCAUAGCGCCCGAGAGCCAGCAGCUGAAGAAGGCACAGAUGGAAGCCAUGCUGCUGCGGCAGCGAGUGGCGGAUCUUCUCAGACAGGUCGAAGGUCUACAGAACAGCCGGUUCAGCGAGGUGGAGGAGGUGGUGUACCUGCGGUGGGUGAACGCGUGUCUGCGCUUUGAGCUGCGCCACAACAAGGCCAUGGCUGGCGGCAAGGACUCGGCGCUCUCCCUCAACAACAACCGCAGCCCGCGCUCCCAGGUGAGGGUGCUGCUUUCGCCCCACGCUCCCAGGGGAGGGUGCUGCUUUCGCCCCACGCUCCCAGGAUCGCGCCAAACACCUCAUGCAGCAGUUUGCCGAUGGCUACCCACAGGAAGCCCUCAGGUGCUGCUGGUGGUGGUCGGUAAAUCGACGAUGAUUCCGACUCCCUCUCUCUCUACAACGACUCUGCCUCCUUCGCCUCCUCGCCUCCUGGUCUCUUGGCCCACCGAGGCAGCACUGCUGCCAGUAACAGCCAAUCCCCCUCGUGUUUCCUUCCCCUCUCCCUACCCCUUUCUUCUUUCCCUCUGCACCCCUCAGGACCGUGCGAAACACCUCAUGCAGCAGUUUGCCGACGGCUACCCCACAGGGGAACCUUCAGCUGCUGGUGGUCGGUACAACGACGACGAUUCCGACUCCCUGUCUCUCUACAACGACUCUGCCUCCUUCACCUCCUCGCCUGACCAUCGCUUCCCCUGUCUGUCCCUUCCUUUACCCCUCUGUACCCCUCAGGACCGCGCGAAACACCUCAUGCAGCAGUUUGCCGACGGCUACCCCACAGGGGAACCUUCAGCUGCUGGUGGCCGUUACAACGAUGACGACUCCGACUCCCUCUCCCUAUACAACGACUCUGCCUCCUUCGCCUCCUCGCCUGACCGCGGCAGCGCUGCUGCCACAGACGAACCAUUUCACUCCUCCCCGGAUAGCUAUGGGCGGGGUGCUGCUGGUGGGGGAGGGGGAGCUGCGGGAGGAGGAGGAAGGAAGGCGAGAACGCCUGGACCUGGGACGGGAGGGAGAGGAGGAGGAUGGGGAGUGGGCGUGGGAGUGGCGUCUGGUGCUGGUGCUGGUGGUGGCGGUUUUGGUGAGGGUGGUGGUGGGGGUGGAGGAGGUGGUGGGGGUGCGGGUGUGGGAGGGGGAGGGAAGGAUGCGCUGGGGAGAACAAUGUCUCUGCAGGCCAUGUCGCAGCAGGAUGCAGCGAGCAAGCUCAAGAACUUCCUCACCUGGCGCCGCAACAAGUCCGCGCGAGACCUCGAGGAAACUGCUGCUGCUGGUGGGGGUGUUGGGGGUGCUGGUGGGGGUGGUGGUGCUGCGGGUGGUGGUGCUGGUGGUGUUGGUGAUGGGAGUUCUGGUGGUGGUGCUGCAGAUGCUGUUUCUGAUGCUGCUGCUCGGGCUGCCGCCAGGUAUGAAGGAGAGCGAAGGGCACGCCACAGAGGAGGAAGGGAAGGAGGGGGUGGAAGUGGGGGAGGUGGGGGAGGAGGCGGAGGAGGAGAGGGUGGAGAAUUUGGAAGGGAGGGAGGGCAGGAUGAGGAGAGGAAGGAGGCGAUUCUCAGAAAGCUCAAGAUGAAGCAGCCUCCUCCAGGCAUGAUGAUGAACCCCAUGGGCGAUUUCACCGUCGGUGACUCCUUCAAUCUCGUCCGUCGAUCCGUGUCCCGCCCCGACAAGGACAAUCUGCACCGUCGAUUCCCGGGGUUCAAGGAUCGGCACCUCCUUGCCCAGGAGCGGCAGAUUUUUAACCUCCAACAGGCCGAAGCUGCGGCUGCCCUGAAAAAAUCGGGUAUUUCGGCUAACGCGUCCGUUGGGAAAACGCCGCGCGUCGCCGCCCCGGAGAAGCGCGAGCCAAGAGUGCCGUCCGCGCCGCCCAGGCCCCGAACCACCCGCCCGAGCCACCUGGACGAGGAAAUGGAAGUGACGCACGCCGCCGCCCUGCUCAACAAAGCAGUGGGCGGCGCAGUGCCACUUCCGCCGCCCCUGCCGCCGGCCGGCGGGGUUCCAUUGCCGCCCGCAAUGCCCAGAGGGAAACUGGGUGGGAAGGAGGGAAUGGACGAUGAGGGGAUGCGGAGGGCGCCUGAAGUGGUGGCGUUCUAUCAGCAGCUGAUGAGGAUGCAGAGGGAGGGACUGGGAGGUGUUGGGGGGAGGGAGGCGGAGGAGGGGUUGAGCAUGACGGCCGUGAGAGGGGAUAUGAUUGGCGAGAUCGAAGGACGCUCGUCGCACCUGCUGGCUAUCAAGCAGGACGUGGAGAUGCAGGGCGACUUCAUCAACACCCUGGCGAGGGAGGUGCGCGACGCCUCCUACUUCGACAUCGAGGACGUCGUGGCCUUCGUCAACUGGCUCGACGAGGAGCUGGCGUUCCUGGUGGACGAGCGAGCAGUGCUGAAGCACUUUGACUGGCCCGAGGCCAAGGCGGACGCGCUGAGGGAGGCAGCGUUUGAGUUCCAGGACUUAGUGCGCCUGGAGCGGGACCUGGGCAGCUACAUGGACGACCCUGACGUGCCCACCGACCAGGCUCUCAAGAAAAUGUUCCAUGUGCUGGAGAAGGUGGAGCAGAGCAUAUACGCGCUGCUGCGCACGAGAGACAUGGCCAUCUCACGCUAUGCUGAGUUUGGGGUGCCCACCUACUGGAUCCUCGAUAAUGGCCUUGUGGGCAAGAUCCGCCUGGCAUCAGUGCGGCUGGCGCGCUGCUACAUAACGCGGGUCACAUCGGAGCUGGACAAGCUAGGCAGCGAGCCGGAGAGCGAGCCCAUCAGAGAGUUCCUGCUGCUGCAGGCCGUGCGAUUCGCUUUCCGCACACACCAGCCCCUUCGAAAGUUGCUGCUGCUGCAGGCCGUGCGAUUCGCCUUCUGCACUCACCAGGUAAGAUUCGCCAGCCUCAACCCGCUUGUUGCUCUAUUCUCUCUGAACACACGUCAUUCGCAUUCCACUCACCAUCCACUCAUCCCAUCUCUAUCCCAUCCCCAUCACAUCCAUAUCCCAUCCCAAUCCCCAUCCCGUACCCAUCCACUCCCCAUCCACUCCCCAUCCACUCCUAAUCCACUCCCCAUCCACUCCCCAUCCACUCCCUAUCUCAUCCCCGUCUCACUCACACAUGCCCACUCACACUCCCUGCCCUUCCACUGA
This is a messenger RNA of Closterium sp. NIES-65, 8475 nucleotides long. NCBI's taxonomy places the organism in Eukaryota, Viridiplantae, Streptophyta, Zygnematophyceae, Desmidiales, Closteriaceae. The record is from the annotation of a GenBank genome assembly.